This is a messenger RNA of Cetraspora pellucida, 713 nucleotides long. The record is from the annotation of a GenBank genome assembly. NCBI's taxonomy places the organism in Eukaryota, Fungi, Glomeromycota, Glomeromycetes, Diversisporales, Gigasporaceae.
AAGAGCAACCUGAUCUCAGCAAUAUAUUAGCUACAGUAAACCAACUCCAACUCAACAACCAAGCCUUUCAACAAAAUAAUGUGGAUCUCAGAAACAUCUUAAAUUAUAUUCAUACCCAAGGUCACCUUGUCAUAUGUAUGCAACCUAAUUGUUACCUUAAUGAUCAAUUACAAGCAGGUCUUUUGGGAAGCUUAUUGACAGGACUAGCCCUCAACUGGUUUGCCCCGCUUCUGGAAAAACAAUCACCAUUGCUUGAAACUUUCGAGGAUCUAGUCAAAGAAUUUGAAGCCACUUUUGGUGACUCAGAAAAGUCUAGAACUGCAGCCAACAAAAUUCGGAAGCUCAUCCAAGGGUCAAAACCAGCCUCAAGUUAUGCCUCUGAAUUUCAGCAAAUUGCAGUUGAAGACCCAAUCUCACUAAACGAUGCUAUUUCAAAAGCUGUUAGGACAUCUCAGCAAGACAGCAUCAACCUCAGCCCACUACUAGGUCAGCACUGUUCAAAGAGCCCAAUGCAAAUCGACUCUAUGAAGAUUGGACUACUCUCAGGAACUGAGAAAAAACAGUGUCGUACUAAUAACCUCUGUUUUUAUUGUGAUAACCCAGGUCAUAUUGUCAAAAACUGCCUCAAAAAACCUAAAUUACCACCAAGAAUUGACACUAUUAUCUCUCCAGAAGAACCGUCAGGAACUGUCAUUAGGGUCUGUAAUGCAUAA